This is a messenger RNA of Selaginella moellendorffii, 1099 nucleotides long. Its product is annotated as sodium channel protein type 11 subunit alpha-like. The record is from RefSeq and is a predicted model, not a curated record. Bases 1 to 1008 code for a protein of 335 amino acids. Gene Ontology annotation, cellular component: membrane; voltage-gated calcium channel complex. Gene Ontology annotation, biological process: calcium ion import across plasma membrane. Lineage: Eukaryota; Viridiplantae; Streptophyta; Lycopodiopsida; Selaginellales; Selaginellaceae. The transcript has 5 exons. Gene Ontology annotation, molecular function: high voltage-gated calcium channel activity.
AUGACGUUAGGAGUUCAAGCAGCGUUGACAGUUUCCGAAAAAAGCCGCGACAUCGUCGAACAUCCCAAGUUUCAGUGGGGAGUACUUCUCAGUGUCACCAUUAACGUCGUGCUCUUAUCGUCCCUCAAGUAUGGGAUGUCAAAACGGUUGCUGCAUACGCUCGACGGGUUGCAAGCAGUAAUGCUUUUUGCUUUCAGCGGGGAACUUCUGCUGCGCUUUCUAGCAUACGGUCCUGGCGAUUUUCUUGACGAUGGUGAGUUCUUUGUUUUCAUGUUGUCUUCUGGUCUGAUCCUGAAAUUUUCAAGAAUGAAUACUUUGGACUUGAUAGUUUUUUUGACAUCUAUUGUGGCACUCAGUUCUCAUUCGUUUCCAAAUUUAACAUCCAUAAGAAUUAAGCGGUGGUUUUACUCUUCGAAGAAGUAUGUUGCAAAAUAUCCCAGUGUAGUGGCUACUUGCAUGGAAAGUGUUGGCUCUUUGGCGGGGGUUUUUUUCUUUUUCCUUCUGGUUAUCAUAGUAAUCUCUAUCAUCAGCAUGGAAUUGUACAGUGGGCAGUAUUACAGCUUUCCUGAAGAGUAUCCGCGAGGAAAUCAUGAUUCCAUACUGGAAGCCAUGCUCGUCUGGUUUACAGUAACCAUGGCUGAAUCCUGGGUAAACCAAAUGUGGAAUUCCCUGCGACCUGGAGUUCAAUACAACGUAGUGGCGCCGUUUCUAUACGUCUUUUACUUCGUCGUGACAGUUUACGUCGUUAUGAAUCUUAUCAUUGCUGUCUUGCUCGAGAGAAACGAGCUUACUGACAACCAGAAGAAGCGAAUCCAACGGAUGGAGCACAUGAAGUUAAUCAGGAGAAUGCAAAGUCAGGCACUCACAAGAAGCAGAAGCUGGGUUGUGGGUGCGGUAGAAGAAAUGAAAGGUUUGCGACGGAUGACAACUCGCAUGUUAAACGUCAAAGAUCACGUAAGACCGGGCCAAGAGAGAAGGGGUCCCAGGGUCGUCAACGCCCGGCAGUAACUGCUGCUAAGUCUGAUGGGGGUACUACUGGAUCCGCUUUAGAGGCCCCAUCGUCGGUCGUUCCAGCUGCAGAGUUUUCUGAAGCACCGCC